Messenger RNA from Ixodes scapularis (black-legged tick), 6388 nucleotides. It is a transcript of the gene arr, whose product is annotated as low-density lipoprotein receptor-related protein 6. The coding region runs from base 212 to 4864 and encodes 1550 amino acids. Lineage: Eukaryota; Metazoa; Arthropoda; Arachnida; Ixodida; Ixodidae. Gene Ontology annotation, molecular function: protein binding. The record is from RefSeq and is a predicted model, not a curated record. The transcript is spliced from 19 exons.
GGGCAACUCUUGGAGAAAUGAGCAAGAGCGAGCCAGCAGCAAGAAGCCAACGCUGUGGAGGGGCACGGACGCGCUGCCGAACCAGCCGGACUGGCAACAAGUGAUGGCUCCAGUUUUUGUUUUGGACACGGGACAGGCGAUGUUGACAGAAGCAUUGGUCCGUGAUCAAUGAAGCUACGAAGGAUAUCUCAGCGCUCCUGGGACGCAGAGCAUGGAUCGAACGCGUCUGGGCGUCUUCGUCUUGUGCCUCGCGAUCUGCAGUGCUCGCGCCGCAGUCACCCGGUUGCUCUUUGCGAACCGCAAGGACAUCCGCCUCGUGGAGGUGGAGUCUGGGCGCCGCGGAGUCGCCGGAGCAAAUGGGUCCCGCAUCAUCGUCGGAAAUCUGGAAGAUGCCGCUGCGCUGGACUUCAUCUACGACCUCGGCAUGGUCUUCUGGACUGACAUUGGCCUCGAAGUCAUCAAGGGCCGUGCAGUCAAUGGAUCGGGUGCGGAGAUUACUGUGGCAUCUAUGGGGGUGGUGUCGCCGGACGGCUUGGCUUGCGACUGGAUUGGCCGGAAGCUUUACUGGACUGACUCGGACACGAAUCGCAUAGAGGUGUCGCAGCUGGAUGGCUUGCAUCGCAAGGUGCUCUUCUGGAAAGACUUGGACCAACCGCGAGCUAUCACGCUCGUACCCACAGAAGGGCUUAUGUUUUGGACUGACUGGGGUGAGACACCAAAGAUUGAGCGCGCCAGCAUGGAUGGCAACCCCGGCACCCGCAAGAUCAUCGUCAGGGAGGACAUCUUCUGGCCCAAUGGUCUCACCGUCGACUACGGUGCCAAGAGAAUUUACUGGGCGGACGCCAAGCUUCGCUUCAUCUCGUCGAUGGACUACGACGGAGCUGGGAGGGCGGUGGUUAUCCAGGGCUCCCUCCCGCACCCGUUUGCGCUGACGGUGCACGGCGACACGCUGUACUGGACGGACUGGCAGGCCAAGGCGGUGCAGUCGUGCUCCAAGCUGACGGGAACCCACAAGCGCAUUGUCUUGUCCGGAGACCUCGAGCCCAUGGACAUCCAUGCCUACGGACCCCUGAGGCAGCCCACCGGUGACUCUUCUUCACCGUGCGGCUACAACAACGGAGGCUGUUCGCAUCUCUGCCUCCUGUCGUCCGUAACGCCCUUCUUCAGCUGCGCCUGCCCCAGCGGAGUUCGGCUGCUGAACGACACCCGCACCUGCGCCUCGGGGGCCCGGGAGAUACUGCUGUUGGCCCGCCGGACGGACCUACGAAGGAUCUCCCUGGACAUGCCGGACUACACGGACGUGGUUUUGCCCCUGCGCGGGAUCAAGCACGCCAUUGCCAUAGAUUACGAUCCCGUGGAGGGACGCAUCUACUGGACCGACGACGAAGUCUGCGUGAUUCAGCGGGCGUACCUCAAUGGAUCCAACCAAGAGCCAGUGGUCACCUCCGAAGUCCAGCAUCCGGACGGAAUGGCGGUGGACUGGAUUGCCCGAAACCUGUACUGGACGGACACCGGCACGGACCGCAUAGAAGUGGCCCGCCUCAACGGAACCUCGCGCAAGGUGCUCAUCUCGGAGGACCUGGGUGAACCCAGAGCCAUCGUACUGGACCCCCCAAAAGGGUACAUGUACUGGACAGACUGGGGCAAUGCCCCCAAGAUAGAGCGGGCCGCACUAGACGGGGGCCAGCGCCGCGUGCUGGUGUCGACCGGGCUCGGCUGGCCAAACGGCUUGGCGAUCGACACCAGGGCUGGGAAACUGUACUGGGCAGACGCACGCAUGGACCGAAUCGAGACGGCUUCCGUCGACGGGACUGGCCGCAAGGUGCUCGUGUCGGAUCAGCUGCCCCACGUGUUUGGCUUCACCCUGCUCGGGGAGUACAUGUACUGGACGGAUUGGCAGGGCCGCUCCAUCGAGCGGGUUCACAAAGACACCGGGGGUCAGCGGCAGGUCAUCAUUGAUCAGCUGCCCGACCUGAUGGGGCUCAAGGCGGUCAAUGUGCACGAGGCUCACGGCACGAACCCGUGUGCGGUGUCCAACGGGGGCUGCAGCCACUUGUGCCUGAACCGUCCCAACGGGGAGGCCCCGGCCUGCGCCUGCCCCACAGGACUGGAGCUGCGGGAGGACCUUCAGACGUGCACGGCCACCGAGGCCUUCCUGCUGUACGUCCAGCGGGAGGACAUCUGGCGCAUCUCCCUCCAGUCAAGGCGCAAGGACCAUGUGCCCCUCUCUGGGGUCAUGGAGGCCGCUGCCCUGGACUACGACGUCUCGGACGGACGCAUCUACUGGACCGACACCGGGCUCAAGCGCAUCAGCAGGGCCUUCCUGAAUGGCAGCCAGCCGCAGACUCUGGUAGAGUUUGGCCUUGACUACCCGGAGGGCAUGGCGGUGGACUGGGUCGCCCACAACCUGUACUGGGUCGACAUGGGACUCAAGAGGCUCGAGGUGUCCCGCCUGGAUGGCUCCAGCCGACGGGUGCUGCUCUGGAAGGGACUCGAUGACCCCCGCUCUCUCGCACUGGACCCGAGCCACAAGUUCAUGUACUGGAGCGACUGGGGCAAAACACCGAGGAUCGAGCGUGCCGCCCUGGACGGGAGCCAGAGGGUGCGGCUCAUCACCAAGAUCGCCCGGGCCAACAGCCUGACCAUCGACCAUGUGGACCGGCGUCUCUACUGGACCGCCAGCGACUCCAACCUCAUCGAGUCGAGCGACAUGUCCGGGGACGGGCGGCGUGUCGUGGUGCACUCGGAAGCACUGAGGCCCUAUGGGUUGACACAGUACCAGGAGUACAUCUACUGGACGGACCUGGCGACCAAGAGCAUCGAACGGGCAGACAAGAGCAGCGGCUCCAACCGCACGCGUCUGCUCGGCCAGCUCAAGUACAGCGACGACAUUCUGGUCUUCCACACAUCACGGCAGGCUGGGUGGAACCAGUGUGCCUUGUACAAUGGCGGCUGCUCUCAUCUCUGCCUCGGUGUCCCCGGGCCCAGGGGAUACCAAUGUGCCUGUCCCACCCACCAGCCGCUCGGGCCCAACAACAAGACUUGCCUGCGCCCGUCGAGCUUCCUGCUGUUCAGCCAGAAAACGGUGAUCAACCGCAUCGAGGUGGAUGUGGAGGACUCCCCGGACGUGGUGCUUCCCAUCCACGGGCUCAAGAACAUCCGGGCCCUGGAGUACGACUUUGUCUCCAACUUUGUCUACUGGGUGGACGGCAAGGCACGCACCAUCCGCAGGAGCCACGACAACGGAACCGGGAGCUCCGUGGUGGUGGGCAACCCUGGGGAGGCCCUGCACCCGCACAGCCUGGCCCUGGACCCCUACGGGCGGCAGCUGUUCUGGACCUGUGCGCUGGGCAACGUGAUCAACGCCACCUCGCUGGAUGACGGGAGGCCCCUCGGGGUCAUUUUGGGGGGCAAGGACGAGCGGCCCAGGCUCCUCGCCCUCCACCCCCACCAGGGGCUGCUCUUCUGGACGAACCUGGUGAACCCGGCACUCAUCGAGCGGGCAUACCUGGACGGCAAGAACCGCAAGACUCUGGUCUCCAACGACCUGAGGGCCCCCGGCGCCCUCACCGUGGACGCGGAGGGGGAUCUGCUCUUCUGGUCCGACCUGGAGCUCAGGAGGGUCGAGAGGAUCAGGGUCACCGGCGACGGGAGGAAAAUCCUGCUGGCGAACGUACAGGCCAAUGCACUGACCGUCUCGGGCCCGCACCUAUACAUCAUGGACCGCACGGAGCAGUGCAUCCACCGCACCGACAAGCAGACGGGGGACAGCGUGUGGACGGUGCUGUCGCGGCGCUCCCACCUCAGCGACAUCUUGGCGGUCAGCCGCCCCGAGCGCCCCGAGGCCCACCCCUGCGUCCGCCACUCCUGCUCCCACCUGUGCCUGCCGGGGCCGCGAGACCGCCACCAGUGCGCCUGCCCCGCUGGGCUGGUCCUCGAGGCGGGUGACGAGCGCCGGUGCGUGCCCGCCCCGACCUGCACCGCAGAGCAGUUUGCGUGCGCCGGCGGCAAGCACGCCUGCAUCCCGCUGGCCUGGCGCUGCGAUGGGAGCUUCGAGUGCGAGGACCACUCGGACGAGCGCGACUGCCCCACGUGCGGCCCCCACGAGUUUCGCUGCAACGACGGCGGCUGCGUGGCCAAGUCCCGGCUGUGCGACGGCACCGCAGACUGUGCUGACGAGUCGGAUGAGUUCUGCUGCCGCUCGAUGGAGGUCGUGUGCCGCACGACGCACGACUGCAUCGACCGGUCUCGCGUGUGCGACGGGCGCGCCGACUGCGCCGACGGCUCGGACGAGAAGCAGUGUGACGGCGCCACGCUGCGGGCACCCAUCACCGCGGAGAAGGCGGGCACCACCACGGUGGUCGUGGUGGCGGUCGUGCUGGUCUUCGCGUUGGCCUGCUUCUUCUCGGUGGCGCUCUGCUGCUACUUGUACCACGCCCGCGGCGGCGGCGAGGUCGAGGUUCCCGCGCCGGGAGCGGCGUACCGGAUGCUGCCGUACCCCAAGCCGGUGGCCAAUGCACAGGUGGCGCAGGUGGCGCCACUGCCGCCGGCAUCGUCGAGCGCGUCGAGCGGCGCGGCGGCGUACCCGCGGGAGACCCUCAACCCGCCGCCGAGCCCCGCCACGGUGCGGUCGUACCGCUACAUGCCCACGCCGUGUUCGACGGACGUUUGUGAUGACAGCGAGCCCUGCCCGUGUCGGUUCCGGUGCGACGACUCCCUGUACGACUCGGACCCGAAUCCACCGCCGCCGACGCCGCGGAGCCGGGGAUGCGUUUCGGACGUCAGUUGUCCUCCGUCACCGCUUACGGAUCGUGGCUUCUGCCAUCCACCCCCGCCUUCGCCGGUGCCGGAGUCGGACUACUAGUUUCGGGUCGUCGCACCUCGUCACGUUUUCGAAGUCGGCAGCCAUUUUAGUCGCAACAAGUCGCGCGGCUCGCCAUACCUCGCGUCGCCUUAUGACGGACUACGCCGGAGUUACAAGCAGCCAAUUAGAAAAGUUACGACAUAUUACUCUGAAGUGUAUGUUGGCCAAGUAUGCACGUCGGAGCAACAUACUGCACAAUUUGUAACUGGCUCGCGAUUCUAUCCGGCUGCUUGUAGCUUUGACUGCAGUCCAACGUUGGACGUAACAAAGUAUAAGUUCCGUAUCGAGCCACGAACAAAGAGGAGAGAAACUGGCAGUCGCGCUGUUAGGGUCAUAUGCAGACCGACCAGUUUGAAGCUGUUUUUAGCCAUUUACAAUGUGACCGGAUAGUGGUCUGGUGUCGUUUUGGAAUGCUGCAAGUCACUCGCUUCAUCAGGCAAGCGUAAACACUCCUUUAGUAACUUGUUGCAGUUGCUAAAGUUGCUCUGUAGUUUGAGAAAAGGUGCACGUUUGUCUACAAAGCUUCGAUGCAAAGCUGCAAACUCCGAGAAAUUAAUCAUAUGCUGAGCUUCGCAGUUGAUUUAUGUUGCAAAACACUGCAAUGUUUGGCUAAAAUGGCAGCUCACCUCUUGACUAUGCUCCUGGGAGUCAGGACCGGUGAAUGUCGGAGAGCGCACUCCACUUGGUGCCUUCAAACUGUGUCUAACGCACAAGACAAAUUUUACUUUUUAUAUCGAGUCAGUUUUAAUCUGGUUGACGUCAAAUUACUGAAGGGCAGCAAUGUUUUACUUCUGAGGUUCUUCAAAAAGAUUUCUGUUCAUACGAGAAUAACCCUCCGCAAAAGCUAAUAUGUAGUACAUACUUGAUUUUUUUUUUACUCAUUUAAUUGUGCAGUUGAAGUACCAGGUUGCAUGCAUACUCAAUAACUGGGUACACUACGACAUGCCUUACAAAAUGUACAUUAUUAUACAGCUCAAAAUGGGCAGUGUUUAUCCAGAAAAGGAAAUUUUUCUAUUUUUGAAGAGCCCUGUUGAGCUGAGGAUCGUUGAACCGUAGGAAAAGGCUUUUAUUGUGCGCGCCAUUGUCUGUACGUCGGACAAACCCCACUCCUAGGUAAAUGUGCCAUGUUCACCACCAGUUAUUUAUUAGGACUUGUCAGUUAACGUUUUUUGUAUGUCAUGUGUACAUAUACUUGUUUCAAUGCCAAAUGCUUCCAAGUUCCUGGCAGUUUUUUUUUUGUUUUGUUUUUGUGUGUACAUAGGGGCAGUGUUGAACGUGUACCAUAAUCAUGCCUCACUGUGGUUAAGAUGCAAUAUCAGCGGUAUCCUCCCAUAUUGUACAGACUCAUUCAAAUGGCGACCAAUGAACAAUGCAGAAUUCUCAGGUUGAUGCGUGUCACUAUGCAAUACAUUGAGGAACACAGCGUGUAUACAUUGUAAUCUUUAUUUUGCCGACGGUGUAAAAAGUAUAAGAGAUUCUCGCGUGGAGAGCGUUACGAAGAUGGAUAAUAAAAAGGCACAAAGA